AAUCUUGUUGAGAUAUUGUUUUUAUUUUGUUUCAACUGUGUCAUUUUUUAACUUCAUUUUAUCUACUUUCAUAGCUAUGUUCUGAAAUUAAUUGUAGAUAAUGUACCUCUGAUGCAGUUAAAAAAAUGUAAUGUGUAUUAGAAUAUUUUUGUUUAUCUUGAAACCGAUGUAAGAUAUCAAGUUAUAUUUUUAUUCAUAAUAUGAAACGUCUAUCAUUAUUACAAAAACACAGUUAAAAAAUACAUUUAAGUUUGAAUGGUUUCUACUUAAUAAUAACUUUUGGGUUUUAUCUUCAUUACCAUUCAACCUUCACCUGAAACACAACUUUCACUUUAGUUUGUUAGUGGGGAGGAAAGUGGGUCUUGCAUUCUUCAAACCGUUGUUAGUCAGGAGCAUCUUUUAAAACCACUUUCACCUUUUCUCUUUCAGUCUUGAGUAAUCAGAGAGCAAUCGUAAUGUCUCUUUCAAGAUCUACUUUUAAGUGCAGUCAAGCCUUAUUGAGUUACAAUUCUUUAACAAAUUUGAACUACAGCUUUUUAAAAUAUGCAGCAGGAAGUGUAAACAUACAUUUUAAGAAAUCCUUCCACAAGGAUGUUUCUCUACAAAAUGUAGCUGGAAAGUUAGCUCAGAAUCAAAGACCAGAUUGGAAUAGAGCUGUGUCAGAAGCAGAGAAAAUAGUUGGAUAUCCUACAUCAUUUCUAAGUCUUCGUUGGCUAUUGAGUGAUGAAAUAGCUAAUGUAGCAUUACAUCUUCGUAAACUGGUUGGAUCUAAUCAUCCUCUUCUGAAGACCGCAAAAAGUCUACUUUAUAAUGGACGGAACAACAUGCAAGCAUGGGGACUCAUUGUCUUGCUCAUUUCAAAGGCAGCUGGCCAUCUCAAUGUUGAUGAAAUGGAAGAGGAUAAAGCAGCUGGAGUUCUUCACAGCCAAAGAGCGUUGGCUGAAGUGACAGAAAUGAUACGCACCAGCCAUCUGGUACACAAGGGCCUGGUGAAUAUCUAUCCUGAGAUGUAUCCUGAGCCUGCUGUUCUCAAUGAUAUGACCUUUGGCAAUAAGAUAGCACUUCUCAGUGGCGAUUAUCUGCUUGGCAAUUCAUGUGCUGAACUUGCGGCUCUUCGCAAUCAGGAUCUGGUUGAGCUGAUGAGUAGUGCAGUGCGAGAUCUGACAGAGGGGGAGUUUCUGGGGCGUAGAGACAAGCAGAAUAACCCUCUUCCAUCACCACCACCCCACACUGCAGCACUGGCAGACUGGACCCAACGUAACGUGCUGAGCGCAGGCAGUCUGCUGGGCAAGUCUUGUCAGGGAACGCUCAAGUUGGCAGGCCACAGCACACAGCUGCAGGACCAAGGGUACAAGUUUGGCAAGCAUCUGGCUCUUGCUUGGCAGGCUUGUCUGGACCUGGAACCUUUCACUGGGAAUCAGUACGUUCCUGGAGCCAUGUUCAGUCUAACCUCAGCUCCUGUCAUGUUCCAUCUGGAGAGUGAGCCUUCCCUGCUUAAAGAGAUUGACAAGGGCCUGGAAUCUGUGCAGAAUGUUGACUAUGCAAAGGUGCACAGCAUUGUAUCAAAAGGUCCAGGAAUUGCCAUGACAAAACAGUUGCAGAGGGAACAUUCACAGCAAGCCAUGCAAGUGUUACAGUUCUUCCCAGAUAGCGACGCACGCACUGCCCUGUCUAACAUCAUUGUGGCUAUGGGAGAGCUUUGAUAUCGUGGUCAAGAGACUGAGGCCAUAAGUUGAUGUUACCUCUUGGCCUUCUGCUAUCUACAACCUCUUCUUCAUACUCUACAUAAACUGUUCAACUUGUAGAGCAUUUCUUCUCACUUUGGUGAUCAUACUAUUCUGUCCAAUAUCAUUGUGGCUAUGGGAGAGCUCUUACACAGGUCGAUUAACUUAGGUCAUCAUCUGAGUUACCUCUUGAUCUUCUAAUACCUGCAGUUCAUAUUAUACCCAAAGUGGUAAAUUUGUAGACCUUUCUUUCUUACUUUAGUGCAAAUUCCUUUCUCCUACAUAAUUGUGACUGUGGGAGAGCUCUUACCAAGUUCAGAAAACUGAGCCCAUCAGCGAACUUACCUCUUGUCUUUCUGCAGACUGCAGACUGUUCCUUCUUACCGGUGCUCUCACUGCUCUGUCCAAAGUGUAUGAUGAUAAUGGUAUGGUAGACGUAUAGUUGUAAAUUAAUGAAACCAAGAAUUAGUAAUGGACAAAUUUAGAAUUUUUGAAUCCCAAAUCCAAUUUUGAACCUUAAAAAGUCGAUUCCCGAUCCUCAAACCCUCAUAGCUUUUUUAAAACUUAGUAUGACUUAAAUAAAAUCACUACCAAUUACAUUUCAUUUAUUCUUAAACCUUUGGAGACCGUCUGAUAAUAUAAAAAGUAAUCCAAGAAUACCACUCUAUUAUAAAGACCUUCUACUUUAAUUUGAUAUUUUAUAAUAUGGGCUUCCGGAAUAUAUGCUUUUAAUCUAAACCAAUAUGGGCAAAAUUUGCAUCACUUAUUAAAUGUAUUCUAUACUGUAAAUGUUUCAAAGUUUUCAUACCACCCUUUGUCUUGGAAAAAAUAUUAAUAUAUAAACAUAAUAUAUUUUAUGAAGAAAAUAUUUAUACAUCUACAAAAAUUGUUAAGUGAAUAAAAUAUCAAUAGUUCUUUACAAAUGAAAUACAACAAAAACAUGUUUUUGCGAUCUGUAAUAUGCGUAAUACCGAUCAGCUGUUGUCCGUGAAUACAUGCAGCAGACUAAUGGCGCUGUUGGAACGAUAAUUUAGAAGAUACUAACAGCAUGCAAAAUAUUAUUUACAAAUAAUAUGUUAAUAACGAUACCUAUCUACGGAUUUCAAAAUUCAAAGUACGGCAAAAACAUGUUUUAGCGAUUAGUAAUUUUUGUACUGUUAAUCAACUAAUAAAGACGCGGCGGUUGUCCCCAGAUUCAAAUGUCAAACCCCAUUGAUAGAUUCUCGAAUCUAAAUCAUUGUUAAAGAUUCAGUGGAUUAGAGAUUCAGAUUCAAUCCAUCACUACUAAGAAUGUCACUCAUAUUACCUAAUGCUUCCUGUCUCUUCUUUAUAUUGCACAAAAACUGAUCAGCCUGUAGGCGCUACUACAAUAUGGUGCUAACUGCACUUGGAACAUAAAUUUUGCUAUGAAGAACUAUUGUUUCUUUUAAAGUCAUGUGAUUUUUACACACUCAACAACUUAUCUUCUUAAAUAUAGUAAUAUAGUAAACUCUAUCCACUUUUGUUCUUGAAAAUUUACAAUAAGAAAAAGGAAAAAGUAUUACAAAGUGUACUGAAAGUGUGUAUUUCAGUACGUAUUACCUUCUGUGUAUCCAAUAAUAGUAAUUUUCUUAAAAGUGUAGUCCUUUAAGAAAAAGAAUUCUAUUUGUGAAUCUUUUAGGUAUUCUGUAAUAACAUAGAAUGCUGUAAGAUUAUUUGUUGCUUAUAAAGAAAGAUAAAGCACUUUUUGUAUUAUAUUCCAUGUUAUGUAAUGUUUUUUUAAUUGUAACAAAUGACUAUACUUUGCAUGUAGCAUGUAUUUUUAUAUGUAAAUAAUAAUGUUUAUCGAAUCAUAUUAUUGUAUUAAAUUCUUUGUAAAUUUAUUAGAAUAAAUAUUGUAUAGGUUUAUAAAUAUAUAAAUACCAUAUUUGUACAAAGAACUUACUGAUAUAAUCAUUGUUAAAUAUAAUUUGCCUUGAUUCAAAAACAUGUGCUAAAGAAAUAUAAGUGUUCAACAAGUUGCAAUAUAAAAUAUUAUUGUAACUGUCAAUGUAUUAAAUUUGUAAAUAGUUCAAAUAUUUUAUAAUGCUUGUCUUCCGUAUUUUAAGACGAAAAUUUAAAAAAUAAAGAUCUUCCUAAGUAAGACACUGUAUUAUAAAGAGUGUCACUAACAAACUGUUGGAUUGGAUUUUCAAAUUCUGCACAAUGUUUAUUUUGAACAUAAAUUAUUAAUUUGAUUUGUGUUUUAAAUUCUUAUUUGUUUAGCAUCUGUCUCUGUGUAUGGCUGUAAAACAUGAGGUCAGAACCGUUUACAUUCUUGCUGUUCUGUAUUAGAAUCCCUCAAGAUUGACUUAAGUUUCCUCAAAUACCAUUAAUAGUAUGACCAAAUGAUCUUGGAUUCCUCUGAUAAUUAAUCAUUUCUUAUUAAAAAUAUUUAUUUUGUUACAUUGUAGUUUGUUAUGUUUAUAUUCAAUUUGAUAUUGAGAGCCUUGUAUUAAAAUGUCAAACUUAUUGUGUUUAAGAUAUUUUGAAAUUAUUAUUGUAAUUUUGUAAAAAAAGUUUAUAACUAAUCUUGCCUAAACGUUUAGAAUAGUUUUGAUUUCAAGGUUCUACUAUACUAAUCUGAUUAAUGUUUGCAUCAAAGUUUCAAAGACUUAACAUUUUUUCAUAAAAUUGCAUAUUUUACACAGUACAUCAGAUUACUCAGAAAGUGUUUGGCAUAGUUUGAAUAAUCCUGAUAUAUGUAUGUUAAUUACAUAAUAAUAUAUAAUAUAACAACGUUUAGGUUAGAUUUAGAAGGCUGUAAAAAGUGAAAAUAUUUGUUAACAUAUUUCAAAGAAAUUCCGCUUGGUAAUUUAUUAAAAAAUGUAAUUAUAUUAAUAGUUUUAUGUUUUUAACCUGAAGUUUUUUAAAAUUCAUUAAAAUUCUAAAUUAAAAUCUAUGAUCAAAUUUUUCUAUGAUUUAAAAAACCCCAGUAUGUUCAUAUUAAUAGACUAACAUUUAUGACCAUACAAAUCAAUUAGUUAGUGCAUGUAGUCGAGUUUCAAUUUACACCAAUUACAGUGGAUUUUAUGCAGCUAUUUUAUCUCAAGCUAUGGGAUUUGUGGCAGAUGCCUGAAAAAUAUUCAUGAAAUCUAAAAGUAUAAUUUUAAUUUUUUAUUAAAAGUGUUUUAGGAAUGGUUAAUUUUCACUCAGAAGUUGUUAUAAUGCAAUUAAAUAUAAAUAGUAUUUUAUGGAAUAUUUUUGAGUUGUAAUGAUUAGUAUUCCAUGAUUAAAUUUAUAAAAUUAUAGAUUAACAAUUUCAAUUGUAAAUAAUCUAUUUUGAUUAUUUUUGAGCAAUGUGAUGACAUUUAAGUUUUGUUGUAAGCAAUGUGUACAAUUUCAAAUUAAUUUCAUUUAAUUGUAGAUUUGAGUCCGUCCAGCUAUGCAUGUUUGAAAAUGCAAUAAGCGUAAAUAAAUUAUAUUUUAAUAUAA
Homalodisca vitripennis (glassy-winged sharpshooter) is the source of this 5177-nucleotide messenger RNA. It is a transcript of the gene Pdss2, whose product is annotated as all trans-polyprenyl-diphosphate synthase PDSS2. NCBI's taxonomy places the organism in Eukaryota, Metazoa, Arthropoda, Insecta, Hemiptera, Cicadellidae. Gene Ontology annotation, biological process: isoprenoid biosynthetic process; ubiquinone biosynthetic process. Gene Ontology annotation, molecular function: prenyltransferase activity. Gene Ontology annotation, cellular component: transferase complex; mitochondrion. The record is from RefSeq and is a predicted model, not a curated record. The coding region runs from base 456 to 1703 and encodes 415 amino acids. The transcript is spliced from 6 exons.